GAGAGCGUUCACCUACAAUGACGGGGAUCCUGCUGCUGCUCGUGGUCUCGGUGCUGGCACACAGUCACGUGACUCUGGCGUUCGAUGUUGCCAACGAGACUCUGCUGCGGUCGGAUCUCCUCACCAACUACUCCCUCAAGAGUCGCCCCAAUGUCGUCACCACUGUCGAGCUCGUCUUCAACGUCAUCACCAUAAACGAACUGGUGACGCGCACACAGAAGUUUUCAGUAUCGGGGUACUUUACAGUGGUAUGGAACGACACCCGUCUGAUGUGGAACCGGAAGCAAUACAACGACAUUAAGUUCUUCUUCUCUGAUGAGACGGAAAUAUGGCGACCAUCUCUCGUCGUGACAAACGCUAUCGACAAUUUAGACGUCAUCGCUAAUGAAAACAUCCCACUGAGAGUCAAUAGCGAGGGCAAAAUAUACUGGAAUCCGCCCGGAAUAUACCAAACCCACUGCACCAUUGACAUCACCUACUACCCCUUCGACUCCCAGGAAUGUUCUGUGAUCGUGCAGAGCUGGGGCUAUAACCUCCGGGAGCUCGACCUGUCCAAGUUCGGAUCUGGCGUGGAGACAGCUGAGUUUGAGAGGAACGGUGAGUGGAACUUGAUACAAGCAUUCGGCGAGAGAGAGGAAAGGACCCACGAUGUUGACGCGGAAACGUACGCGACAGUGACCUUCGUCUUCAAGAUGCAGCGGAAGCCGGACUACUAUGGCAUCAACAUCAUCCUUCCCGUGGUGGUUCUGUCCAUCCUGUCGGCCCUGGUGUUCGUCCUGCCUCCGGACAGCGGGGAGAAGAUGGGGUACUCUCUCACGGUGCUUCUCGCCUUUGCUGUCUUCCUGACCCUCAUCGCUGACCGCAUGCCCACCACCUCCCGCGACACCUCCUACAUGGCUGUCUACCUGUCUGUGAUCCUGUGUCUGAGUGGCUUGUCCGUCGUGCUGACCAUCUUCGUCCUGGACUUAAAUUGUCGGGAAGAUCAAGUUCCGCCAUGGCUCGAGCGCAUCACUAAUGCAAUAAUCAUGCCUCUGAUCUGUGUUCGGGGCUGUCGACGGAAGUCGAGGUCAGUCGCUGUCAGCGACGACAUGAAGUUACAGAAGGUCAGGACUGGACCAACCCAGACGAAGGAUUCAGUGUCUAAUGCUGGAGAGGAGCCCACAGCUGGAGAGGAGCCCACAGCGAGGGAAUCCUCCACAAGGUCCGGUGCAGGGCUGACGUGGAAGGACAUCGCCCGUGUCUUUGAUGCAUUCAUGUUUAGACUGUACAUGAUCGUCAUCGUAAUCAUAUCCGCCAUAUUCUUCACUGUCCUGGGCAUACAAGCGACGGCGUCUGGCAGUGAAAUUUAGUAAAGCCUCCCUUUCUAAAUUUACAGAACAAAAAACAUUUCGACCUGGUCUAAAGUUGAACUGAUAAAGCCUACAGACAUCAUCUGGGGUAGUUUGACCACAGUGUUUACAGUGUUGUGGGAAAUAGUUUUCUGUCAAUGUUCUAUAUGCGAUACAUUUGUCCAUCUUCAAGAUUCAUAAAACCAAGCUGUGAUAGUAAUGGCACACCGCGUGGUGUCUCACAUUACACCGUUCCUAUGUACAUGUAUCUCCUCGCGUACUGUUCCGUAUCUCGUAGAACAAAACAUCUUCACUUAAAACGGGAGCACCUGGUAAUUUCAGUGUGGCGAUUAUGUUUAUUAAUAACCAUUGAAGUAGGUGUGCAACGUUUGAUCUGUCGGUGGUAUGGAUAACAAAUUAAAGUAUCAAUAGUUGCACACUAGUGCGAGAUAUUAUCGAUCACUCCAAUGGAAUAUGAAACACAUGGUAAUCGUCACGAUCAGUGAAUACUGAGCUGGUAUACAAAGGCGUCCACAUUGACGGAGGAGUGAGUGAGUGAGUAUGGUUUAACGCCCCUUUUAGCAAUAUUCCAGCAAUAUCACGGCGGGGGACACCAGAAAUGGGCUUCACACAUUGUACCCAUGUCGGGAAUCGAACCCGGGUCUUCAGCGUGACGAGCGAACGCUUUAACCACUAGGCUACCCGACCGCCCCACAUUGACGGAGGAUAUGUGUUAGGAUCGAGUAUAGCUGUCUUAAGACCGACACAAUUUUACCCUCUUGCAUCCCCCUGGAGUUGUGGUUGGUUUGCAUCAACCUUUCUUGAGUGAGGGAGUGAGUUUGGUUUUACGUCGCCUUUAGCAAUAUUCCAGCAAUAUCACGGCGGGGCAACCUUUCUUGAAGACAAGGUACUUAUACAAGUAUUCUAAGAGUAUUGCAGUUUGUGUUUGUUUGUUUGUGUGUUGCUUAACGCCUCAUUCAGCAAUAUUCCAGCUAUGUCCCGGCGGUCUGUAAAUAAUCAAGUCUGGACCAGGCAAUCCAUUCGUGACCAACUCGUGUUA
Messenger RNA from Haliotis rufescens (red abalone), 2388 nucleotides. Its product is annotated as neuronal acetylcholine receptor subunit alpha-7-like. The coding region runs from base 18 to 1349 and encodes 443 amino acids. Gene Ontology annotation, biological process: nervous system process; chemical synaptic transmission; regulation of membrane potential. Gene Ontology annotation, cellular component: membrane; neuron projection; synapse. Gene Ontology annotation, molecular function: neurotransmitter receptor activity; transmembrane signaling receptor activity; extracellular ligand-gated monoatomic ion channel activity. NCBI's taxonomy places the organism in Eukaryota, Metazoa, Mollusca, Gastropoda, Lepetellida, Haliotidae. The record is from RefSeq and is a predicted model, not a curated record. The transcript has 6 exons.